UUCAGCUGUAGGAGCAGAAUUGUAAAUAUAGUUGGCACGUUAGAGGAUGUUAAGUGCGUUGAACCUGCUGUUCUAGGAGGAAAGAUCAAAGCCGACAUCAGUCAUGUCUUUGAGAACGAGAAUCCGUGGCUUCACAGCCUGGGUAAACAUGAGGUUGCUUCCAUACAGUCAGCUACUGAAUAAUGUGCUGAUGGACAUACUGACUGGGACAAACAUGAAGGUGCUGAUAGAGAGCAUUACUGGACGAGAGUUACAACACCUGCAGAGCUUUGAUGGGUUGACAAAACAGCAGAGACUAACCAGGUUUGACUGGAUUGUAGAUGAGCUGAAGAAAUGUAAAGUGAUCCCUAAAGAUGUGAAUGUGGACAGCAGGCUGUGCGCUAAUAGAAACGCUGACCAGGUCUUCCACUUGCUAUGGCGGCUCAUCUGUUAUGAUAUCUGGUUUGUGUGGGAGAGGUUGGAAUACUUACAGCACAAUGAUGAUGAGAUCCUCACACAGGUCAUCUUUAAGUGGACUCCAGAUCCCCCUCCAGUCAAAAAGAAGAAAGCCAAAGCUAAAACCUCCUUACUGGCAGGCUUUGGCUCAUCAGCCAUGGUGGAAGAAGAACCAGUGAAGGUGGAAAUUGGAUUUGCUGAUCAGUGGGAUAAAUUCCCAGGAGAAGACUUUGUGAAGAAGUUCAAGACAAAAUUCCGUGAAAUUGACUCCAUGCCAACUCCAGAAGAAUGUAUCAUUGAGUUUGUUAAAACACAGCUCAAGAAAACAAAAGAAGGAAAAAGAUUGAGUGUUGAGUCUAUUGAUGACUUGGCUGACAGCAGGGUGUUAUGUGGCCUUAUUAAUUCAUUUGUCCCAAACACUUUCAACACUGAGAUGUUACUCAAUGACAGGUGGACAAUAAACCUGGUAUUAAGGACUGUAGACAAGAUGUUUCACCAAGAGUCUCCUUUUGAUUCUGAAGAUCUGGUUGAGGCAGACCCAAUGUCAGUGUGUUCUUAUUUCUGCUACUUCUUCAUGGUUGCAUUCAAGUUCCGACAGUGUAGUGCUGUAGUGAGGAGGAUAGACUGGUUGUAUCGCUUGGUGAGAGAGUCCACUCAUAACCUGGAUCAGUUACCAGCUGUGGUGUCCACCAGAGAGGAUAUGGAGGCCAGACAAAGGCUCAAGCUGAACAUUGACACGCACAGAGAAACUAUAUCAAAGCUGGAGAAUCGAUUUGACAUUGACUUCUGCAGAGAAUGGAUAACUUGGGUAGAACAGGUUCAGAAACAGGUCCGUAUUCAGAUACAGGAGAAGAUAAAGAAGAAGUUUGAGACAGUGGCAGUUCCACGUAAUAUGACCAUCACAGACAUCUGUCUGUCUAUGCUCAUCAACCUGCACUUGACAAACGGCUCGCCCUUCAUCCAGUCCGAUGGAUCCAAGGAGACGAUGACAGAUGGGAAGAGGCUGGUACUGCUGGAGCGGGCCACGGGGGAGUUUAAAGAAGACUUCACCACCAAGUCUAAAGUUUCUAUCAAGAAAGUAUUACGCCUACCAGAAAGUGGUUUUUGUGAAAUCAUCCCUGAAAAGUAUCCUCAGUAUGAGUUUUACUUUGAAUGCCCAAGUCGUAACAGACAAGUAAAGGCCGGGACGUUGAUUCUUUAUCAAGUCUUCCCAGGGAACACUCUCACCUGGCAGAGAAUGUUCCUAAGAGCUGCUAAAGAGAAUGACUUUGACAUGAUAGAGAAGAUGGUAACUUUCUUUAAGGACCAGAAAAGGUUUAUCAACUGCCGUGAGCCCAAGACUCUGUUCACUGCUUUACACUGGGCCUGUCGCCAUGGUAACAAGGAUGUAGCUGCUUACCUUCUGGAGAAUGGGGCAGAUAUGGAGGCCAGGAAUGCCUUCAAGUGUACACCAAUAUUCAGUGCUGUAGAGGGACUUCACAGAGACAUCUGUCAUUUGUUGGUGGAAUGGGGCUGUGACAUGCAUGUGACGAAUAUCAAAGGCCAGACGCCCGUGGAAACUGUGAAGAAUGAUGAGUUCAGAGUGUUCUUAGUGGAGCUGUACAACCAUUACACUCUGUCUGUUCCUAAAAUCAUGGAGGGUAAUGUUGGCCUGCUGGAGGAUCUGGUCACUGCUCAUAAGACAGGACUGCUGGGAUUUGCCAGCCUCAACAGCAGAUGUAUCAAUGGCAGUACCCUGCUUCACACAGCAGCCUAUUUUGGUCAGGAGAACGUGGUGAAGGAUCUACUGCAGCUGAGGGUGGAUCCCAACCUGCUGGACUAUAAGCAGUCUACUCCUGUACACAGAGCCAGAGAUCCCCACACCUUGAAGGCAUUGCUGGACAGCGGAGGUCGUGUUGACACUGAGGACUCUGAGGGUAAUACCCCGCUUCACGUGAAGUGUUAUGGGGAGACUGGAGAGGACACAGCGGUGGAAUGUAUAGAACUGCUGCUCGACCGUGGGGCUUCCCUCACCCACAGGAACAAACGGGGCCUGAUGGCGAUCCACUGCUGUGCUAUGCAAGGCCGUGUGGACGGUAUACAGCUCCUGCUGCAGUAUGAUGACUGCAAUGAGAUCAUCCACUCUCUGAACACGGAGGACAACAAACAGCCCCCCAGCGUCCUCCACCUCGCCCUGGCAAAUGACUACACCAUCUGUGCUCAGUGGUUGAUAGACAGUGGCUUCUGUUUUAAGGAAGGGGAACCAGAUCACCUGCUGAGGAGGAUUCUCACAGAACAGAUUACAGUCUCUCACAGAGUAGAUGUCAUUAACUUUCUGUUGACGAAUGGAGCUGAUCCAAACCCACGCUACCCUGGAGGCAACACUUGUUUACAUUAUGCAUCCAGUAUGAGUGGGGGGACAGAGAUCCUGGAGUUAUUGCUAUCUUAUGGAGCAGAGAUUGACACCCCCAAUAACGAAGGCUGCACCCCUUUGUUCUUUGCCACUAAGUCCAACAAUCAGUUAGCUGCAUGCAUAUUACUGGCUCAUGGGGCAAACAUGAAGUUCAAAAAUGGCAGUGGUGUCACAGCAUUUGAUCACAUCGCAGACUUUGAAGAGUGGGUGGACUCUGGGUACUUCACUGAUGAGGUCAAGGCUAGACUCAAAGCUUACAGCCUGAAGCAUGCUCGGGAUCUCAUCCGUGCUAUAACAAAGAAAGUGAAGGGCAGUGAGCGACGUGGACAGAGGAACACUGUGUGGGAUAAAGCAAGCACUUCUAGUUCAGCGGGAAGCUCCCAGCAGGCCAUAGGUUGGCACAGAGACCUGGGUCCCAAAACCACAGCACUCCCUCUCCCAUCCUCAACAAAAAGCGCCAUCUGGUCUCUGCCUGCAGCACCUGGAACACACCUACCUCCCCUGAAGUGUAUAGGUGAGGGGUAAAGAAAACUGAAAUACAAUGUGAGUCAGUCUGGUAACAAAUUAAUUUGAGCCUGGUCUGAAUGUUAGCCAUUAACAUAUGGAAAUGUGUGUCUGCCAAAAUCCACCUCAUGUACAUGACCCACAGAGGCUUCCAGCUGAGGAAUGGAGGACAGAUAUAACCAUCACUGCACCCAAGAAAGAAGUGUACCAUUACCAGUAAAACACAUGCAGUAACAUGGACAACAGUAACAAGCUUGACGCCUACAAGUACAGUUUAGGUGAGAUUGCAGCAGUGCAAUCCAUGCUUCACAAUGAUGGGGUUUUAGAGGGCAUUAAACAUUAUACUUGUAGUUAUGCUGCUUAGAAACAUUGCUGAGUGUGAACCACUGAGUAUACACCACUUCUGCUUGAUUGUCCUCUCAGUAUUGUGAUAUUUACUGAUAUCAUGAGGUACUCCCAGUAUUUUGAACUGGUGAAUUGUGAUCAAUUUCUAUGUAUGAUUGCUGCAUUUGAGCGUGUGGAUUGUUCAUUGCUUACAUGUAUAUGUAUAUAUCCCACAACCUACCAGUUAAAUGUGUGCUUUUAGUAUUCCACGCUUAUAUGUACAUGUGCAUUAGGAAGUGUCGACCAUGUGUUGGGGUACAGUAGAUUCUGUCUUGCUCUCUGGGUCAGUCAAGGUCAGGUAUAAACCUGACUGGAUUUGCGCAGGUGGAAGUCAUAUAAUCUCUAGAACAGCAUACAAUGGUGUUAGUUACACAUCAGGGUAAAUGUAUGUAUUUUUUGUGAUACAUUUUAUAGUAUGUUUUUUUAUGAACAUAUGGAUACCAUGCAAACUGCUGAUGAACUCUUAUGUUUUUAAAAGAUUAAAGCAUGCUUGUGCAGAUAUGUCCCAAAUAUUUUAUCACAGAAGGCACAGAAUGAUGAAUUUUAUAUGGAAUAUAAAUAUUAUGUUAUUAUAUACUGUUUGAUUGUUUGUUAUGGACGCUUUAAGUUAUGUAUUUAAGCUGAUGUGUUGAUUUCUGCCAAAAUAUUCAACUCAUUGCUCUAUCCAUGUUUACAUUUCCUGUCAAAAUGAUGUAAAAUUUACAGCUGAGCUAAAUGUAUAAUGUAUGAAGUGUCUUAUUACUUACAAAUGCUGCUGUGUAAUAUAAAAAUAAUGUGUUUGAUAAUUGUGAAAAUACAAAAAAUGGUAAUGGUUCAAUUAUGUUCCAAUUUGUCAAAACCACUGUAGUCAAAACAAAUGUUUGCAAUGUUUCUUAUCCUGCAAUAUGAUCUACCUGAUGUGCUAGAUUGUUGUUGUCUCUUAAUAUCACUGAUCGUCCACAUUAGCACAUGUAUAUCAUAAAAAUCUGUGAUAUUUUAUUUAUGUAUACAUACUGUUUGUAGGUAUGUGAAAGUAUUUAUAU
This is a messenger RNA of Liolophura sinensis, 4737 nucleotides long. RefSeq lists its product as uncharacterized. The transcript has 26 exons. Lineage: Eukaryota; Metazoa; Mollusca; Polyplacophora; Chitonida; Chitonidae. Bases 104 to 3352 code for a protein of 1082 amino acids. The record is from RefSeq and is a predicted model, not a curated record. Gene Ontology annotation, molecular function: protein binding.